Messenger RNA from Eremothecium cymbalariae DBVPG#7215, 3219 nucleotides. It is a transcript of the gene HFM1, whose product is annotated as DNA helicase. The record is from RefSeq and is a predicted model, not a curated record. NCBI's taxonomy places the organism in Eukaryota, Fungi, Ascomycota, Saccharomycetes, Saccharomycetales, Saccharomycetaceae. Gene Ontology annotation, molecular function: ATP binding; nucleic acid binding. The transcript has a single exon. Bases 1 to 3219 code for a protein of 1072 amino acids.
AUGCAAUCAGAGGCGUUCCAUACGUUGUUUGAGACCAAUUCAAAUUGUCUUAUAAGUUCACCAACUGGAUCAGGAAAAACUGUAUUAUUUGAACUAGCAAUUUUAAAUCUGCUAAAAACCUCUAAUGAUCCCAAGAACCUCAAAAUAUUAUAUAUGGCCCCUACAAAAUCACUGUGUAGUGAAAAGUACCAAGACUGGGGCAGCACGUUUUUGAAUCUUUCCGUUGGCAUGCUAACCAGUGACACCUCGUACUUGGAAGCUGAUAAGGUUCGAACAUCAAAUAUCAUAAUCACAACUCCAGAAAAAUGGGAUCUAUUGACUAGGAAAUGGAACGAUUAUGAAAGACUUUUCAGGUUGAUCCGUCUAAUUAUGGUAGAUGAGAUCCAUAUCUUACGGGAUCAAAGGGGUUCCACUCUUGAAGUGGUGUUAACACGGAUGAAUACUAUGUGCAAUGAUAUCAGGAUAAUUGCAGUUAGUGCUACCGUUCCUAACGCUCUUGAUAUAUCAGAAUGGCUAAAGUCUGGGAGCAACAACAGCCCUGCCGAGACCUUAAUAUUUGAUGAUAGUUAUCGGCAGGUAAUGCUAGAGAAAUUUGUUUACGGAUAUCCAUCUAGUACUAAAAAUGACUUCCAGCUUGAUUCCAUGUAUAAUUCCAAAUUAAUUGAAAUAAUAAACAAGCAUUCAAUCCAAAAGCCUGUGUUGGUAUUCUGUCCUACUAGGAACUCUACAGUAUCAACUGCGAAAUAUUUGUCUCAGAAUCGAAAUUUAAUUUUGGCUUCAGUGAAUAGAUAUAAGACAGUCGACUUACAAGAUAAGCAGCUGAGGGAUAUUUCUUCUUAUGGAAUUGCGUUCCAUCAUGCAGGCUUAUCUCUUGAUGACAGAAAUACAAUUGAGAAGAGCUUUCUAAAUGGUACAAUUAAAAUUUUAUGUUCUACUUCCACAUUGGCUGUUGGAGUGAAUUUGCCUGCCUAUCUAGUCGUUAUUAAGGGCACAAAGAUGUGGCAAGCUAAUAUUUCACAAGAAUAUUCUGAAUUAGAUAUUCUCCAAAUGAUUGGCAGGGCAGGAAGGCCAAAGUUCGAGAAAAAAGGAUGUGCGGUAAUUAUGACCAGCUCAGAAUAUAAAGAGAGGUAUGAAAUGUUGGUAAAUGGUACUGAACAAUUAGAAAGCUGUUUGCAUGUAAACUUGGUGGAGCAUUUAGCUGCAGAGGUGUCUCUUAAAUCAGUCACAUCAACCCAGACUGCUGUUGAAUGGCUUAAGAAUACAUUUCUAUAUAUCAGGUUCAAGAAAAACCCAACAGCUUAUAAAGAGAUAAGGUCAUAUAUAGCACAUGGGUCAAAUAUGGAUAGAAGUUUGGAGGAUUUUUGUGAUAAAUUAUUGAAGACCUUAUUACAAAAUCAAGUUAUCUAUAUGUCAAAUGGUUUCUAUGAUGCAACACCGUAUGGGAAAGCAAUGACAAGACAUUAUAUAUUGUUUGAAACAAUAAAGCGUUUUGUCAAUACACCACCUUGCCAAUCAGUUAACAUGAUACUAAAGCUUCUUUGUGAAUCCCAAGAAUUUGAACAAAUCCGUGUGAAGCACAGCGAGAAGAAGUUAUAUCGUGAAAUCAAUAUGUCACCUUUGAUGAGAUAUCCCUAUAUAGACACAAAAAACAACAGCCAAGUUAUUGAUACUCGCCAGCAGAAAGUAUCACUUUUGGUACAAUAUGAACUUUGUGGUUUAGAAUUCCCAACCUACAGAGAUGCUAUCAAACACCACCAAACCCUGAUACAAGAAAGGAUGCUUGUAUUUCGCCACUGUCACCGGAUCUUGAAAUGCAUGGUGGACUGUUUUAUUGAAAAAGGUGACGGAAUAUCUUUGAAAAAUACAUUAUUUUUACUUCGCAGUGUGAAUGCUAAAGGAUGGGAGGAUUCGCCUAUGGUACUUCGCCAAUUGAAUAAUAUUGGUCUUAUAUCAGUGAGGAAAUUUGUUCAGAGAAAUGUAAAUAGUUUACAGGAUUUGGCCAAUAUAUCAGACAUUCAGAUAGAAAGUAUUUUGAAUUUACGAAUGGGUGGAGGAUUAAAGGUUAAAAAAGAUCUAGAAAUGCUUCCAAAAUUACAUAUUGAAUUCAGUGCCGAGGACUUUAAAUACCAAGGCAAUGUUAUAGACGUAUGUUUUAAAAUAGAAGUUGGGGCAGAAUUUAAAACUUCUGUAUGGCACGGUCAAAAUUUAUCCUUAGUUGUCCUCACACUGAAGACAUCAGGUGAACUGUUGGACUUCAGGCGGAUUUCAUUACAGAAAAUGACGUGCUCAAAAAAGUUCCGAGUUUCUGCUGGUAUCGCUUCCAUAAAAGAUAUUGUAGAAUUCACUAUUUCAUGCGAAAAUGUCGCUGGAAUUAAUGCUAGCGUCCAAUUUUUAGCCAAGGAUUUACCUCCUAACUUAGCCGCCGUGCUGCCAGGAGCGGAUAGAGUUCAACCAACUAAGGAGUCUCCUCUGACUAUUUCAGAUUUCAAUAACUUCGAUUUAUCUGACGAUGACAUAUUAAGUUAUGUGGAAGAUACUAAACAAGAGACAGUGACGCAUAUACAGAGGAGACAGAUUGCUAACGGAAACUAUGAAUGUAAUCAUACCUGUAAGAACAAGGCUUCAUGUCGUCAUUUAUGCUGCAAAGAAGGGAUCCCAGCUUCUAUGAUAAAGGAUAAUAAAAACUCUAAGCAAAAGAUUUCUGUAAAUAAAUCCACUGGUAAACCCCGCACUACUCAUAGUUCAGUAAUAACUGGACCAAAUAUUCAAUUUGCAGAAAUCUCCAAAGAUACUUCUUACGAAAUUACCGUCCGUUCGGAGGAGUCGCAGAACGACCAUACCAAGGAUAAACAAUUGGACUUGUCAUUUUCUUCAUCUCCAAGAGUUGACUCUGUAACUGAUGCAGACUAUAGUAUUGGAACACCGAAGUCUGUUGCACUGCUUGCAUCAAAAUACAAUAUGAAGAAGCUUGAAGUUUCAAAUUCAGAAGCUAAAGAGACCAAUUUCCAUAAGGUAAAGAUAGAACAUCCUUCUCCUCCACAGCUACAGGAGAAAUCCUCGAAAAAUUGUGUUCCUUCUGAAUGUGAACUACAAUCCGUGCCUCUAAAAGGACGAGAUGAGCCUGAGGAAUCAAUUGCUUCCAAAGAAUCUGACACAGACGAUCUGAACGAUGAACACAUUUUAGAUUUCCUUGGCUCCGACAUCGAAUUAGCUGUUUAA